AAAUUUACAAAGAAAUUGUGGGAAAUUGGCAGCGAACAUUCAUUUAUGUCUUGAACCAAAUUUUAUGUAAAGCCCCAGUUAUUGCCUGACUGGGAAGUUUGCAGGCAUACUGUUUAACUGCUUUUGAUAAUUUGAAAUGUUCACUUAAGAGUAGAAGCAUUAUUCAUUGAAUUCCACAUUCCCAUGAACAAAUACAAAUACAGCUGAAAGAAGAUUCUUUCCCCUUAGCCUAGAUGAAAAAAAUGUUGGCUUUGGAAGCUUUUGUUUCUAUCUUUGCUUAACCACAGGUUGUAUCCCCCCCCCCCGAAUUGGCAAACUGUUAUUAUUGUUAACUAUCAUUUCAAGAUUGCUUGUUUAAAGCAGACCAUAGUAAACAAUAAUAACAUUUUGUUGGCUCAGAUGACAUGACAAGUUGUGGUGAAAUAGAAGUGGAAACGAAAGGAGAUGGGGGUGUGGGUAAGCUCAAGGAUCACCUAGGCUCAUUCAUGUCUUGCUAAAGCAGGCAUCCCCAAACUUCGGUCCUCCAGAUGUUUUGGACUACAGUUCCCAUCUUCCCCGACCACUGGUCCUGUUAGCUAGGGAUCAUGGGAGUUGUAGGCCAAAACAUCUGGAGGGCCGCAGUUUGGGGACGCCUGUGCUAAAGUAUGAUUUCACGUAAUGUCUGAAUGUAGCCAUUCUGUUUAGCUUUAAUUAUUUGCAAAUCUAAUAGGCCUAAAGAUUAAGCAAGCUGUGAAAUGGAGCCCUAAUUACUAAUUAUUUUGUGUGAUUAUUUCAUUAUGAUAUAAUAUUAAGAAACAUCAUUUUCGGUUGGGCAAAGUAAUAUUUCCAAGUUUGGUCAUUGCUCACUUUUUUAUUUGGGUUCCAGGCAUGUUGUGCCAGCAGGUGAACCUAAACAUUAAUCUAAUUAGAAGGAUUCCAAGAUUGUGAAUAAAGCGUGAAAGUACUAUCUAUUCACACUUUACAAAAAAGUAAUAAUUGACCAGUGAAGUACUGGAAGGCAUUUGAUUGUUUAUUAAAUUUCCCUUAUGUGUCGUUAUUGUUGUAGAGAACCUACAUAACAAAGAAUUAGGCAGAAUUAAUUGAUGGUGCUACAGCCAGUUUAACCUUUACCUUUACCCUAAUAAUUGUGUCAUUCCAUUGGAUUCUAAAGUAAUAAUGUUGAUACUAAUAGUUUGAUUAGAGCACUGGCAUACCCAAGUCCUGUCCAGAAUAAUUUCUUUCAUGUUGUCUGCAAAAUUGUUAUAGCUUUCCAUGUGAAGAACUACCUGAUGAUAUUAAUACUUUUGUUUAUUAAUAUUUGUGUUGUUUGCUAUUUGCUAUAUUUUUCUAUUCCCCUUUGUGCUGUUUUGCUUUUGCCUUUUUUUAACUUUUGCCAUUCCAAGGGUAUGUGUUGGGUAGCAAUUAACAAGUAGAUAAACCCAAGGAUAUGAAGUAUACAAUAAAACCUAGUUGUUCUAUUUAUUUAAAACACUAAGCUUGUGAAGUCAGUCAUUUGCCCAGUUCAGACAACAUAGUCAUGCCAUCAUUGGUGAUUGUAACCUUAAAGGAUCAUGGGCUUGCAUAACCUUCUUACAUGCUGAUUCCUUCAUCCCUUUCCUACUUUCUUCAAAGCAUAAUAUACCAUGAUCUCUGAAUUGGGAAACCAUGGUUUGAGCAAAGAAAAGAAGGAAGGAGAAGUUGGCAAGAAUGAUGAAGCAGGAUCAGAUUAACCCAACUGGUGUUCACAACUGCCAGAAAAUGGUUUGGCUGUGAUCUCUUGAGUCUGACCACAAUUCAAUAAGUGAAAAUACAGUGAUUAUCACAUUGAUUUUCACACAUUUAGUAACAUUUACACAAGUGGUAAUUUUAAUAAGAAUAUGGUCUUUACCUUUUGCCUCUAAUGAAUUGUGUUUGCUUUAUUUGUCAAAGUUUUACUUUCUCCACAUGUCAGCUUUCCUUGCCAAAUUUUGAAUUUGCACAGUUGGCUGUCAGGAUUUGAUUGGCAUUGGUUUACUUUAAAUUUAAAACUCCAUUAGAAGCAGGCGUGGAGGCAGAGAGAAGAAAUAUUUUGUAUAUUGUUAUUUUUACUGGCCUUUGAAUGGCAAUGGCUAAGGUUUUCAGAAAAGCCCAAAGAAAUGAAAAGUUUAGUAGAAAUGCCUAGUGUAGCCCAGACUUAAAGAAUAUCCCAUUCAGUAUGCAGAGACGUUUUUUUAAAUAUUUCCAUUUCAUAAUAGUAUGAUUUCCUCUAGACAAACACCUAGGUAGUGUGUAAAUGAGCAUACUAUUAGUACUAAAUAAACAACACAGGGGAAAAAGAAGCUGUAUAAGCAGCAAGUCAAGGUAGGGGUAUUACCCAACACAGAUAUGCAUUCUUUUUGCCUGCCCUUUCUAUUUAAAGGUGAGGAUUUUUUGAAACAAAGAUUGUGUGUAAGUGUAUGUUGCUUAAAAUAACUUUUUGGCCCAUGCUGUAUAGAAAUGUUGUUUUCUAUCUAUUUGCAUUGGUUUUAAGCCAUAAACCAACUGUACUUCCUAAUGGCAUUUCUAUGCAACUGUAUUUUUUUAUUUUAAACUUUACAUGUGCUUGAAUGCAUGUGAAUACCCCAAAAUUGAGUUACAACAAUCUGAUAUGAGAAGUUUUGACAAUGAGCUGGACAAUGCAAUGGUUUACCUGUAACUUUAAGUCAAACCAUGGUUUAGUGCAGGCAUCCCCAAACUUCGGCCCUCCAGAUGUUUUGGACUACAAUUCCCAUCUUCCCCAACCACUGGUCCUGUUAGCUAGGGAUCAUGGGAGUUGUAGGCCAAAACAUCUGGAGGGCCGCAGUUUGGGGAUGCCUGGUUUAGUGUGUUGUGGGUUAUUGGAGAGGAAAUUGCGAUCGCUGUGCUCCUUUCCUGGUCCUCAUUCUACGGUGAGCUAAGCCAUGGUUUGCUUUGGUCAUCUGAACCCAGGCUCAUGGCUUGUCUUCUUCCAAACUAUUCAUGGGUUUACAGCUCAAGGUUUGCCUGGAGGAGACAAACCACAAGCUUGGGUUCAGACAGCCAUGCUUAAGCAAAUAAUGGCUUAGCUGACAGCAGCAGGAGGACCAGGGAAAGAGUGAAAUGGUGGCAAUCUCUCCUCCAGGGACCUGUGCAUUUGUGCUGUUCGACAGGUUGGUUUAGUGUUGUAUGCAAACCAGCUCUAUGUUGGAGCAUGUAAGCCUUCCAAACUGAACCUUAUUGUGGUUCCCUGUUCUGGGCCUGUAAUCCAUGCUUUUUCGAUCAUUCAUAUCUCUAUAUGUGAAGAAGUUCACUAUAGCUACUGCCUGAAUACAUCCAGGCCAACCCAUCUUCUUGCACCUCUUCUUCGGGAGGACAAAUUUUUAGCUUUUAAGAGAAUAUGAACAAUAUUUUCAAUUGUUCUUCACCAGUUUUGUAAUAUUGAUAGAGACUGAAAAGCAAAACUUCAAUUCUGUUUUUAACAUCUCAUGGCAUUAUAUGUAUAAGACGUAACAUACAGGUUAUGUUCAUUGAAUGAGUGGAAAGUCCAUGUACAUCUAUAGUUUGUUGGCCCACAGGAGCUUGUUAUACCUUGUUUAGCUUUUAGGAAUCAGUUUUAUAUUUCUCACAAUAACUGUUUGCUUUUGCUAGGCACGACCCUGAGCAAAUAAAUGUCUGAAUUUAGACACUGAACUGCUCCCUUUUCUGCAGGCGCUUUGUUUCUUCAGACUCUACUAAGUUCUAAAGAAUCUUUGAGAUGUGUGUGUGUGACAGACAGACAGCCCAUCUGGCUAUUUAGCAAUCACAAGAUUUAAGUGUCCUGAGCUCUCAUAUGGAUCAGAGAUAAUCAUCUCUCUUGUAAAAGGCAGGAUAAACUGGGGCUGAACUCCUAAGAGCUAGAUCAUAGUAAAUGAAAUGCUAUAUCACUGUAAACAUCCAGUUAGUGUAUGUGUGUAGGCGUGUGCGCCCACACCCACGCACAUAUAUGCAUGUAUCUCUUGCUGGUGACCUAGAGAGUUGUGGCAUAUGACCUUUUCAUUUUCUGGGUGUGUGAUUGCCAGAUAUGGUAGUCCACAGCCAGUACACAAGCUAGCCAGCUUCAAACUGUAGCAGCACAAGCUGAUUAAGUUAAGAUGGGCUAAUCAUACAAAGUCUGAGUUGCUCCUGUGCCCUAAUAACCAUAAUGAGAAAAACAUGGUGGGUGGGAGGUUAGGCGAGAGGUUGAGUUGCAAAUAUUCUAUUUAGAACCACUGCAGGACACAUAAUUUCCUAUGGGAAAACUGGAUUUUGCUGGGCUGGGGUUAGUGAGGAGAUGUGUGGGGAAGAGCUUUUUCUUAUUUAAGGGAACUAGGGGUCACAAUAGGUGGAGUCCAAUAAUUUGGGUUUCUUCUCCAUCUUCCUUCCUUGCAAAAAUACAAAGUACACUUAAGAAAUGUAGUAGAACUACUGCCUUGUUCCUACCAUACCACCAGUUCCUCUAAUCCAGUACUGGCUCCUCUGACUGGCAUUGAUUCUCCAAGGUCUCAGGCUCAGGGCUGUAUGCAGCCCUGCUGCCUGGGCAUCUGAAUGUGAAACGUGCUUACCACUGAGUUGUGGCUUCUGUCUUAUACUGUAAAACCAAUUGCAGUCGUUAACAGUUGUCAACAGGUUUACCACACCUAUCAGCCAAUCACCCAUUCCCACCACCCUUCUGAGUAAUAGCCCUCCCCACCCUCUCACUAUAUAUAAGGGUCUGGUGACUUCUGUUUCAGUGUGCACACGAAAGCUCAUACCUAUGGCAAACUUAGUUGGUCUCUAAGGUGCUACUGGAAGGAAUUUUUUUUAAUUUUGUUUUGACUGUGUCAGACCAACACGGCUACCUACCUAUAACUUGAACUAUAACUCUUAUUGAUAUUUUGUAGAGUUCCUGCUCUGCUACACCUCUUGACUUGCUCCUUCUGCUCAAGGCAAUAACUGUUAAUGCACGACAAGUGACUGUUGUGCUCCUGCCCCCUUUUAUUACACUGAUUGUCAAGUGGUGUUUCCAUAGGAUGAACUUUCACCAAAGGACAAAGUGCCUUUCAAGUAGUCUGUGCCUUUUUAUAAAAGAGGGUGUUGUCAAACACAGUUCGUACUGAUGAUGUUGCAACAGGAGGGCUUGACCAAGACUGUAAUUGCCCUCUUUCCUUUUCCUCAUGUUUGCAGUAAAGAUUUAUUCUGAUGAAUGCAGAGUAAACAAUGGCAUUGAUUCGUAAAUGAAGGCAGCUUGGUAAAAACAAUGGGUGUAGAUUUCUCUUAAACAUAACCUUGAGGUAGAUGUGGAUAUUUUAUCAACUAGUGAAUUGUUUUGUUAGUACUAUGGUAGUCUAAGGCUGAGCCAGAAUGAAAGAACAGCCCCCCCCCCAAAAAAACGCAGGUCAUCCCCACAUGAAAAGGACACCACCAACCCCAAUUUUGGCUAUCUCGUGGGAAGCAAAAUAUUUGCUUUAACCACAUUGCUAUGUGGGAUGUAAUUGUUCUGCUUUUGACAAGAGAGGAUUUGCCCCAUGGUCACUUCAUUGUACUGGGAUCCAAACAGUAUGAUACCAGCAUCUGGUGAUAUAAAUACUGGAAGUGUGGUGCAGCAUACCAGCUCAAACACAACCACAGAGCUGAAGUAGUUCUAUUCAAGAUUAGGCAGAAGAAAUGAAGCUUAAAACAAAUGGAAGCUAAGUCAAGGAAGAAAUGAGAAUAGAAACGCCCUGUUGAGAGUUGUUGCACUAGUAAAGGCCAGCCAGAGACUUGGGGUGUGUGUGUGUUUCUAUGCUAGUACAGCCUGACCCCUUCCAGAUCAUUAAUUGGGCUACAAAGUGCAGUUAGUGCCUCCUACACCUGAAGAGAUCCUUCGUAAGUUUCUUUGCAGCCAGGUGUACACUCUAAUUCUGUAUCACCCAGCACACCUUAGGUCCUGGGAGCUGGGACACACAUGAAGGGAAAGGGUCUGUAUCCGUGGUGUGGUGUACAUUAAGGUUGCACUCCCAAGCACAUUUACUAGCGAGUAAGCCCCACUGACUUGCUUCUGAGUUAGUAUGCCCGGGGUUAUGCAGUAAUACAGUUCCAGGAAUUUGGAAGGCUGUACAUUAAAAUGUUCACAGAUGGAACGGAAAUGACUGGGCAUUCAAAAAUGGUUAAAAUAAUAAAUCAGGAUGAGAGAACUUAAAACACCUGGCUUAAAAUGAAUAUAGCUUCUAGGUAAUCAUUCCGACCUAAAUAGAUGGUUGAAUUAAGGCCAGUCCAGAAGUUACAUGGAAAGGCUUCUACGUGAACUUGUUCUGACUGAAUUAUGCCCAGUGCUUGACAACAGUUUUAUGAACUGAUUAAUGAUCUGUGUUCUGUAGGCGCGGGUUUCCGCUUUUCCUGGCCAGUAGUAUUGUUAGCAUUCUACAAGUGCUGCAUUCCUAGAAAAUUAGGAAAGGGUUCCAAAAGGAAACGAUUGAGCAGCAAACUAAACAAAGUAAAAGCUAAUAUUCCUUUUUGAAAACUGAAUCAGAAGUUAUUUCUGUAAAACACCAGUCUCUUUGCUUUUUAGUGCAUCCAUGAGACUUCUUCAUACCAAGCAUGAAUUGAAUCACCUAACCACCACAUAAUUACUCAUUUUGUGCAAUUGUGACAUGUGUCAGAAGCCACCCUGUGAACCAACUCCCAUUAUAUAAAUUAGGUAGUUAUGAUAUGCAUGAGCUGGUCGAGGGAUUUCCUAAUAAUCUAGGUUUGUUAAGAGUGGCCCUCAUAUUUCUCAGUUCCUUCAAAACCUGCUAGGCUGACACAUCUGCACAGAGGGGCACAUACAAAUGCUGCUGCUGCUGCAAGGCAACCUCUGCUUCCCUUCCGCAUUUGUUGUCUAGAAGUGGGAAUGAACAUUCUAUUAUUGUAUUGGUUUGGCUCAGCACACCAGGUCCCAUUUCAUUUUUUAGAAAGUGUAUAGUUUGUUGUUUGUUCAUACUAUUCUAGUGGCAAGACAUCCCCCCCCUCCCCAAAAAAGUUAUCUUGCACAUAAUUGACUGAAUACUGCACUGUAUACUAUGAAAAUGAAUGUCUCAAAUUCAGUUAUCAAAAAACCAAGAUACUAGCCUUUGGGGAAAAAACCUAAGCUUAGAAGCUGGGAACUUCAAGGCCACAAAUUAGAACAAGUCACAAAUUAUAAAUAUCUAGGAAUGGCGGUACAGGCCUCAGGAACCAACAGACUUCAUAUACUGGUAAAUUCUAUCGGGAACUCUACAGAAAAAAACGCAAACUGCAUACUCAACCAAGGGGGCUUUUUUGUCCCCGCGGCCCUCAAACUUACAAGGCCAAAAUGCUGGCACAGCUCCUUUAUGGAGCCUUUCUGGGUCCGCCUUCUUCUACCUUCUCCCCUCUGGAACGCGUUCAACCCAAAUUUCUUAGAGCUCUCCUACAAGUCCCCAGAUGCGUUUCAAAUGCAUAGGUUAGACUAGAAUCGGGGAUGAUAAGAGUGGAGGCUUUAGUCUGCCUAACAUCAAUCUACAAAUGGCUGACAUUGAAUCUGCUGCCUCGAGGAAUAGCCCCAUUGAUCCUCUGCGACCAGUUCCAGUCAGGCUGGCUGACAGCAGUCCUGAACUCCCUCCAGAAACUGGGUUUCGCUCCCCAAGCCCUUCUAAGUCUGGGAUUGGGUCAAGGAAAAGCCACGGUGAGACAAAGAAUCAUAGACACCGAGAGACAACAGGACUGCUCAAGAUGCCCCAACUAUAAAAUCGGAGAAACUGAGAUAUACCGUAUUUUUCACUCCAUAGGACGCACCUAGUUUUUAGAGGAGGAAAACAAGAAUUUUUUUUUUUGCUUUCUUGAAUUGUCCUAGGCAUAGCAGCCAACUCCUAGAGGCCUAGGUGCCUUCCCCCCCGUUACAUAUUUGAGGAAGCUGCUUUUGCAAAGGGGGGAAGCCCCAUUUUUUUUAGGAUCAGCUCAAAGUUGUGCAGCUUUUUUUGCAAAUGGGAAAAGCCCCGUUUUGGGGGGGGGGUCAGCUCAGAGUUGUGCAUCUUUUCUGCAAAGGGGGAAAGCUCCAUUUUUAAAGGAUCAGCUCAAAGUUGCUGAGUAUCCUUGCAAAGGGAAAAAUAAUGUUUUUAUGGGGUUCAACUCACAGUUCUGCAACUUCUCUAGGAAAGGGACCCAUUUCUACAGUUUCCAGACAGAUAUUCUAAUCAGCCAGUCACAUGCCUGCAGACAACAAUUGAGGCCUAGGCAAGGAGCUGGGAGGGGCCUGGAAGGGAGCUAGCUCUCUUAUCUCCCUUCCCGAUCUCUUGCAAUCAGCUGUUGAGCGGGUUCCUUUCUCUUUCCCUCUUGUUAGCCUUUAGCUCUUUUUUUAAAAAAAAGCACGACCUGCCUUUAGCCCCUGGGCAAGUCGGCUCCAGGGACAACGCAUUCGCUCCAUAAGACGCACAGACACUUCCUCUCACUUUUUAGGAGGAAAAAAGUGUGUCUUAUGGAACUAAAAAUACGGUAUUUAGCCACUCCGGCAUCUUACUUCUUCUUUCUCCUAUCCAAAAACACAAGGAGGGCUUUUACACUCGCCAGAAGCUUGGCUCUGCCCUUGCCAGUCCUGGAAGGAUCCUACAAAAAAGUCCCAUACGCUCAAAGACUCUGCGUCUGUUCAUUGGGGGAAAUAGGAAGCCCAGAGCACCUUUUUUUAGAUGCCCCUUCUAUGAAGAGGCACGUAGUGAGACCAUUGAUUCCAUGCUGGUGAGGCUAGCUGACCUCCCGGAAAAGCAAAAAUUCGACCUGCUCCUGUUAGGCAAGGAUCAGAAGAUGACCCGGAUGGUUGCCCGAUUCUGUGUUCAGAUCUGCAGGCAUAGACCUUCCCCUGAUCCAAAUUAGUUCGCUGGAAAACCCCUAAACUUGGUUCCGUGAGCGACCCAGGGUCAGUUGUCUGCGACAGCUUAUCUUAGUUUUUAAGUAUCUAUAUGCUUAUUACAUGUAUAAACAUUAAUUUUACCGUUGUCCAAUGUUUUAUAUGUAUGUUUUGUCUUCUGGGAUUGUUCCCCCAAAUGUGUUUUUAUAAGCUGGUCUCCGACCGUAAUAAAUUAUUCAUUCACUCAACUGAAUACUGCCCUCUUCUUACUUUAGUAGCAUCCAUAGCAAUGCAGGUAAGUGUAUUUUAGAAAUACAGUGUAAGAUUGUUAUAAUGUUGCCUAUAUUUUUUUCCUCUGUUGUAGAACAUUUAUAGGGGGAAAGUAAAUAAUCUAGAUUAUCUGUCAGAUUGAUAAUUAACCAUUUGUUGCAUAGAGAAUGGCUUACAUUUUCCUCUAUGCGGUGUGUGUUCCACAUAAAAUUUCAGCAACUUUAAAAAAAACCAAAGCAUUUAUUUGUGCCUUCAGAAAUCAAAGGAAUAAGGCAGCACUGGAUUCUGGCAACAGUUUGAAUAAAUCAUAUUACAGCUUUGUUCUAUCACAAGUCUAGGAUCUCCAAUUAUUAUUUGCAGGAGAAGUGGCCAUGCAAGGUUCUGUUACGGUAGAUUGGCAAAAACUGCUUCUGAACCCUGAUAAGAUGCAGGCCAUUGUGAGGAAGCUGGAUGACUUUUCUGAGUGAGCUGUUUUGUUACAUGUGUUUGCUGCUUAUCUAGAUCUUUUCAUGUUGUUCUGGUAUAUGUGUUAUCCAUCAAAAUGAUUGAUUAAAGAGAAAAAGGAUUACCACACUGCAGGCUAAUUUCUUAACAAGAUAAUUUUUAGUUUUAAACGUUAUCUCUUCACCUUUUUAACCUCAAAUAGCACCCUUGGCAGCAAAUAGAAGCCAGUCAAGGGGAAUUCUCAGUAGAUUGCUUUUUCUUCAAAAGUGCCAGUUUAAAAACAUUGUUUUAAAAGCAUGAAUAGCUUUUAAACAACUGCAUAUUACUUCCAUGUUCAUUUGUGAAUCCACUUUAUUCUGCUUUCAGUGUAGCUUCUCCUGCCUCAAAUGUUGCAAGUUCCUCAGCACAGGAACCCUGUGUACAGUCAUACCUCGGCUUGCGACCGCAAUUCAUUCCGGGGAGCCGGUCGCUCCCCAAGUUCAUUGUAAACCGAGGGGCUCUUCUGCGCGUGCGCGAAGCGCCGAUAGAGCACUUCUGCGCAUGCGUGCACUGCGGAACCCGGAUGUAACCACUUCCGGGUCCGCAACGGUCGCAAACCAAUCGGUCGCAAACGGAGGCGGUUGCAAACCGUGGUAUGACUAAUAAAUACUGAUGGCCCUCAACUAACAAUUGCAAUGAUUAGUAAUAUUGCAACACAGUUGCAAUUUCUCUACAGUACAAACAAUGUUUUAAACAAAAACUAGAGAAACAUAUAGUUGCUUCCAUUCAGUUUUUGUUUCCUGCCCAUUUUACUUGCAUGAUUAAAAUGGGCUCACAUGGCGAUGUUUUCCUUGAUUAGCAUGAUGGGCUGUAAAAGAGUAAAAGAACCCCUGUGUGCCACCCCCUUCCCAACAGACCAUGAGUAGAAAGAGUCCCUUGAGACUUGGUGAGUAAAUUCAGGCUAUUAAGAACCUGCCAUUUCAAACAAAGGCACCUCCAACAAGCAAAAUGGCUGAGAGUUAUUAGAUGCCUUGGCAGAUGUUGAACUUGUCUGUGUCAUUAAUUUUGCCUUGGGCAGCUUUUCUUGUAGCAGCAAAUUCCAAUACACAUCACUCAGCUUGUGAUGUCCAAAUGCAAAUAGACACACUUUUAUUUUACAUGUUAUGUUUUUGAGAUCAUUUUAUUUGAAAUUGUAAUGGCAUAUUUCCUCCCUGGAUAAAGCUAAGCUAGCCAAAUACAUAUCCCCUAUGCAUUUUUAUGUAAACAAAUGGCAAUGGCAAUCUGAUAAGCCAAAAAACUAGAUUAGGGCUUCUUAUAAGAUAACAUAGGACCAUUUGCUAUGAGUAGUUAUUGUGGAGUCAAGAAGCAAAAAACUGGAAUGUCAGAGUUGUUCUUUCAAUUUUCACGUUAUAUUGGACCCAAGUUAAAACCAGGGAAAUGCCUGAAAUUCUUUACAGCCUGAUUCCUGAUAAGAGAAACCCACUUUAAAAGUUCUGCAGCUAAAUGGGCUGAGCUAUUUGACCGAUGAGAGGAAAUUGUUCAUUGUUGUUUUGAUGUUCAAAAUUCCAAGUGCCAUUCACAAAUGGUUGAACGUGCAGUGAAGGAGGUUACUAGAGCAUCUAGGAUAGUUAUUGGAGAGAAAAAACGUGAUGCUACCAUCAAAGCAACAAUGAACAAUCGCUCUAAAUUCCCAAAACAAGAGACAAAUAAGGACUUUGCACCAAAAUAGACGUUUAGUGUAAUGCAUAAAAGCAUAUUUUAGCAUGAUAUAAUAUGGUGUACAUGUACAAUGUAUAUAUUGCAUAAGGCAUAAUUUUAUUAAUUACACAAAAUGUAAGCAUUUAGUACAAUUUAUACCAAGUAAUUAAGUACAAUGUGAUGUUUUGAUGCAACACAAAAUGUGAGUGGCGUUUUAUUGUUUAUGUUUACUUGUUUAGUACACCGUUUGCUUAAUUGUUCCAUAUAAUUUUUUUCAAAACCAUUGGUCUUUCAUGUAAAUUAUAAACAUGUUUUAUCUUAAAUAAAUAAAUAUUGCAGAAAAUAAUAGUAUGCAACUAUUAUUGCUCUACAUAAAACCUAAAAUUUUUGUUUAUUAGUUCACAAUUUAACAUACUGAGAAUUAAAUGAGUCAAAUUCCUAUGUUUUUAUCACUCGUAGUGAGGCAAAAUUUCAAUCUGUAGGAGCAGGGUCUAAAUAUUAACCGAUUUGUCCCAAAUUUGAAAUUUGACUAUGUUUAUACCAUAAGCCUGAGAUAAGAUCAAGGGAGGAAACGUUUUCGAAUUAUUUUUUUAUCACCCACCCUAUUAUGCAGUCCUUAAUUCACAUGGCUAUUCUAUCAUUUAAUGGACUGGUGCUAUAUGAGAGAGGAAGGGGGGAGAGAGUGUGUCAUAGAGGUCCCGCCACCUGAUUGCCACCCUUAAUCUUGGCCAGACACCAGGGUUUUGUUUUCUUUAAAAUGAAGUUCUGCUGAAACAUAAUGACUAUUACUGACUGCCUAAAAGUACAGUAGUCGGGUAUUGCCUUGUACACAGCUCAACACACAUACAAGAGAAGGAGCAUGGAAAGAAGUGGUAACACAUCAGUAUAUAUCAAGAUAGCCAUAUUGCCCAAUCGGCUACUCUCAAGCAUAAGAAAUAAGAUCCCAGAUGAUGUAAAAGCGUUCUAGGUCCCUCAUCCCUCUGGAGACCCAAAGUUUAUGUGUUAUUAUUAUUAUUUUGCAAUAGCCAAAGUCCAUAGGUUUUCAUACAAAUGCUGAUUUUUUUAAAUAAAAGUUUUGCAUGGCAGGGCUAAUGAAAUCCUAGCUGCAGUUAGCACCCCUAUCAAAAGUUCUGUUUUCUAAAAUUGGUUGAAAAGAUGUGUCAUAUUAUUCCACCUUACCCCUUUUGUAGCAUUCACUUACUUGUGGUGAUAGAGAUUGGUGAGAUCAGCUUGGCAGUUGUGCGCUGGUUUUGACAGUUUCAGAAGGGCUAUUGCAAUCUGCGUUGUAUGAAUUAUCUGUGUAGGAUUAAUUAUUGUAACAAUGCUGCAAUAAUUACAAGGCAACUUUUUCUGCCCUGUAAGGCUCAAUCUAGUGAUACAGUCUUGUUCUACAGUAUUUUGCAUUUCUUGGGUGGGCUGGUGGGGAAUACAAAAAAAAUCAGAAAUCACUAAAAGUGUCCACAUAGGAAGCUAAAAUAGCUUCAAUUCUUUAUCAACAGCAUAUAUUGGAGAAGCAAUUAUAACCUGUUACAGUGCAUCACUGAGUUCAAGGAGUUUUUAAAAAGUUGUGAGGUCUAAAAAGCAACCAUCAGUUUACUUUGCCAGGUAAAUGUCUCAUUUCUUAAUGCAUUGUAUUAUUUUGAUAGGACUAUGAAACUUUGAAUUACUGUUGCAUUCUGAAAUAAAGAGCUUUCAUUGUUGUUAAAGUUAUUGAGGGUUAAAGUAAUUGAGGCCUAUUGAUGGUUACGGCUGAAUUUUUAACAUUCUAAAAUAAAAGCAAGAAUCUGUCAAGUUUGACUAUGCCUAAUACUAUGCUGCACAAUAACUUUAAGGACUUUAUAUAAGAAAUAUAACAUUCCAUCUGUGGUUUGGGAAGUUGCUUGUUUAUCUAGGCGAACUAUGUUAAAAAGAAGAAAGUUAAAGUUAUGCAUUGUUAAUUAAUAUAUAUAGAUAUAUAUUUUAAAGACACUGAAGUCCUACCUUUUAAGCAAGCAAACCUUUAUUCAACAAGCCUUUUAGUAGCUUUCCUAUGGCACUUUGGUGGUAAUUCAGGAAUGCAGGGUCAAACAACAGCCUAGUCAUAGAGUAUUCCCUGAAGGCUUAGAGGCAUUAUGGCAGGCUGUCCAGGCUAAUCAUUUCAAGCGGCCCAUGGAAAACCACUUUCUGGUUAAGUCUGCAUCAUCCUGUUCCACCAAUGGAAAAAAUUGAACAUGAGGAGGGUGUGUAGCUUGCAGACAAAAAUAUAUCCAGCGUAGCACAGGAUCUGUUUUUAGCCCAUAACUGCUGAACAUUUUGGAGACUUAGACAGAGUUUCCUGGCUUACCAGAAGCAGAAAAAAGAAAGGGAGAGUCUGUGUGUAUGUAUGCUAAACGGUUCGGUGACACGUUUGGAGAAACGGACUAGAGCAGAAGCACUGGGCAGCAGAGAUUGGGGGAUUCAUGUGGAAUUAUGUGGGAAGCUUGGUGACCAGCUAUCAAGAUAAUGCCAAGGACACAGACUGGUUAUUCCAUCUACAUUUGAGUGAUUCUUCAGUGAAAAAUGGGGAAUUCAGAAAGCCAGUACAGCCUUCAGGGAACAAAAAACCAUACUAAUUCUACACCCAGUGCCAAGCAAAAGCCUUGUUCUCUGAAAAUUCGCAGCAUCCAUGCUAAAGAUGAGAAGUCCUCUUCCACUCAGGGAUGGAAUCACAGCACCAGCGGCACAAACUACAAAUCUCGAGCAAUAACCAGAAGUUGCCUUUCUCAUUUCAAGAGUUCUCAGCCUUAUUCCUCUAGACUUGGUGACACAGUAGUGAAAGUUUCAAAGGGUAGCAGCCAUGCCAAACAUAGGACGCACAACUUGGGAAGCUACAGUCAUGGGAGCAAUAAUGCAGUUUUGCCUGAGAAAUCGCACUACAUUGACUUUGAAGCUUCCAGCAACCAUGUCGCUUCCAGGGAAUGUAAUGGGCAUUUCUUAAAUUGCUAUGGGAAGAAAGAAAGCCCACCAUCGGAUGACAGAAUGAGUCCAAAAGUCCUCAUUAAGACACUGGGAAAGUUGGAUGGGUGUUUGAGGGUUGAAUUUCACAACAGCAGCAGCAACAACAGCACAGUCUCCAGAGAGGAUUCCAGUGGACCAGUUCAACUCUUGCGGUACUCACCUACUUUAGAGUCUGAAAAGAACAAUGUGCUUGAAGGGAAGGAAACUUCUGGCACAGACUAUGUUGGAAGUCACCGUCUGUCAGCCACUGAUUCAAGGCUUAGAUCCAGUAAAGGGAGCUCUAUUAGCUCGGAGUCUUCAUGGUAUGAUGCUCCGUGGGGAAAUAAUGGAGACAUGAAUGAACUGGAUGGCUCAUACUUGUCCAGGAGUACCCUCGAUGCAAGUAUCCAAGUUGAAUUUCCCCAGAAUGACUGCAAAAAACCAUUGAACCAAAGUUCGUCUCUCUCUUCCCUCCGUGAUUUAUAUAGGGAUUCAAAUCUAAGAAGCUCCCAAACCUCUGAUAUUGGGCUCUCUGCAGAUUAUAUCAAUGCUCAUCAUGCUGGUUUAAGCAACCGUGUUUCAUUUACCUCAGCCAUAGACGUUCCUUCUAAGGUAGAGGACAGGAGACCUCCUCAGUACUCUUCCUAUACUCUGCCCUGCAGAAAAUCUACAACCCUUAAGGAAGAGGCAGCAAAGAAGGAAACACUGAAAAGCCGUAUGCGCAGAAUCAGUGAUUGGACAGGAAGCCUGUCAAGAAAGAAGAGGAAACUACAGGAAACAAAGUGCAAAGAUUCAGGUGAAUACUUUGACAACGGAAUUGAAAGUCUUUCUCCAGACACUCUUGCUCCCCCACAUUUCUCUGGUUCUCUGUGGUCUGCUGGCUCUGGCCAUUUCUUCCCACAGAGAAGUGAGUCUGCUAAUGCAAUCAGCAGUGAUGUCCUGAGACAGAACAUUUAUGAGAACUUCAUGCGGGAGCUUGACCUGAGCAAGACCAACAAUGAAAACACAGACACCUCCACAGGAACAGAGGACUCGAGCAGCGAGUCACUUGGCUCCUUAGAACAACUAGAUCUGCUGUAUGAGAAAGAACAAGGAGUGGUCCGCAAAGCUGGGUGGCUCUUCUUCAAACCUCUUGUGACCCUACAGAAAGAGAAGAAACUUGAGUUGGUUACUCGGAGAAAAUGGAAACAGUACUGGAUAACACUGAAAGGAUGCACCUUGCUGUUUUAUGAGACUUAUGGGAGAAAUUCCAUGGAGCAGAACAGCUCGCCUCGAUAUGCCCUGUUUGCAGAAGACAGUAUAGUGCAGUCUUGUCCAGAACACCCCAAGAAGGAGAAUGUUUUCUGUCUUAGCAACUCUUUCGGCGAUGUCUACUUAUUCCAGGCUACAAGCCAGACUGACCUUGAAAACUGGGUUACAGCAAUACACUCUGCUUCCGCAUCUCUCUUUGCAAAGAAACUUGGGAAAGAAGAUACAAUCAGAUUGCUGAAAAAUCAGACCAAAAGCCUUAUCCAAAAGAUUGACAUGGAUAGUAAGAUGAAAAAGAUGGCUGAGCUGCAACUCUCAAUUGUUAGUGACCCUAAGAACAGGAAAGCAAUUGAGAACCAGAUCCAGCAAUGGGAACAGAAUCUGGAGAAAUUUAACAUGGAUCUCUUCAGGAUGCGCUGUUAUCUAGCCAGCUUGCAAGGCGGGGAGUUGCCAAAUCCAAAGAGCCUUUUGGCAGCUGCCAGUCGUCCUUCGAAGAUGGCAUUGGGAAGGCUGGGCAUCUUCUCUGUCUCAUCCUUUCAUGCACUGAUCUGCUCCAGGGAUGAAGCAGCUCUUAGGAAGCGAACACUGUCUCUCUCACAGAGGGUACGGAGCAAGAAAGGUUUGUUUUCCUCCCUUAAGGGACUGGACACUCUUGCAAGAAAGGCAAAGGAAAAAAGGCCUUCUAUAACACAGAUUUUUGACUCAACUGGAGGGCAUGGAUUUACUGGAACACAGCUACCUCAGAAUUCCAGUAAUUCUACCGAGCAGAAAGUAGAUGAAUUUCUAAAUGUGUACUGCCCAGCUCCAGAAAGUUGUUCAAAAGAAAAUACCUGGGACAUCCAGUCACCUGUUCACUUUCCUGAUGGCCAAGGAGUGAUGCUAACUCUCAAGCCAGAACACAGAGUAGACGAUGUUUUGACUUUGGCAUGCAAGAUGAAGCAGCUGGAACCAAGACAUUAUGGUUUACAACUUAAAAGGCUUGCUGAUGAAAAUAUUGAGCACUAUGUUCCUGACCAGAUAUAUGAUGAAAUAGAAAUCUUUCCUUUAUGUAUCUAUCACGUGCAUCUGACCAAGAAUGAGGGUAUAACUGAUUUUGGAUUUGCAGUCACUGCACAAGUGGAUGAACACCAGCAUCUCACCCAUAUCUUCAUAAGUGAUGUUCUCCCUGAUGGGGUGGCUUACAGAGAAGGGUUACGUGUGGGCAAUGAAAUCUCGACUAUAAAUGGAGAAUCGGUGUGUGAUCUUGACCUCAGACAGAUGGAGUUAUUGUUCUCUGAGAAAAGCGUGAAGCUGACUUUGACUACAAAUCUCGGCAGCAAUAAAAGUGCAUUAUGCACUUCGUGGUCAGAGGGUGACAUUUCCAGGGAAGCAAGAAACUUUCUACCUCCUCCUAACCAGUCACAACUCCUGGAGGAAUUUCUGGACAACUUCAAGAAGAAUACAGCAAAUGAUUUCAGCAAUGUGCCUGACGUUACUGCAAGUCUGAAAAGAAGCAGUACGGAUGGCACUCUGGACCAGGUACCCCAGAAGGAGAAACUUGAAUUACCUUUCCAGAACGCCGAACAGAUUUCAGCUUUGGGUCCCCAUUUCCAUGAAUCUCAGGUAAACAGUAUGGAAGGAAUAAAGAACAUUCCGCCUCUGAAGCCACUGGCACGGCAACUUACGGACGCAGACAGACUUAGGAAGGUCAUCCAAGAGCUUAUGGACACAGAAAAAUCCUAUGUAAAGGACCUGAGCUGCCUCUUCCAAUUAUACUUGGAGCCUCUUCAGAGCGAGACCUUCCUCACUCAAGAUGAGAUGGAGUCUUUGUUUGGCAGUCUGCCAGAGAUGCUGGAUUUUCAAAAGGUAUUUUUAGAGACUCUUGAAGAUGGCAUUUCCUCCUGCUCUGAUUUCAACACACUUGAAACACCUUCUCAGUUCCGGAAACUGCUGUUCUCCUUGGGAGGUUCUUUCCUGUAUUAUGCUGACCACUUCAAAUUGUACAGUGGGUUCUGUGCAAACCACAUAAAAGUCCAGAAAGUUCUUGAAAGAGCCAAAACAGAUAAAGCCUUCAAGGCCUUUCUGGAUGCUCGCAACCCAGCUAAACAGCAUUCUUCCACACUGGAGUCCUUUCUCAUCAAGCCAGUUCAGAGGGUGCUGAAAUACCCGCUGCUCCUGAAGGAGCUGGUAUCUCUCACAGACCCCGAAAGCGAGGAGCAUUACCAUCUCACAGAAGCACUGAAGGCAAUGGAAAAGGUGGCCAGUCACAUCAAUGAAAUGCAGAAGAUUUAUGAGGAUUACGGUGCAGUGUUUGACCAACUAGUUGCUGAUCAGAGUGGAACUGAGAAAGAGGUCACAGAACUUUCAAUGGGAGAACUUCUAAUGCACUCUACUGUUGCAUGGCUGAAUCCAUUCUCUUCAUUGGGUAAAACAAGAAAAGACCUGGAACUUACAGUGUUCGCAUUCAAAAGAGCUGUCAUCUUAGUAUAUAAAGAGAACUGCAAACUGAAGAAGAAACUGGCAACAAAUGUCCGUACUAUGCAUAAUCAUAAUGAUUUGGACUUGUUUAAAUUUCGUUGGCUGAUUCCUUUAUCUGCUCUUCAAGUCCGACUGGGCAAUACAGCAGGAACAGAAAACAAUUGCAUUUGGGAAUUGAUUCAUACCAAGUCAGAAUUGGAAGGAAGACCUGAAACAACCUUCCAGCUAUGUAGCAGUGAUUGUGAAAACAAGACCAAUAUAGUCAAAGUGAUUCGUUCAAUACUGAGGGAAAACUUAAGGCGUCAAAUAAAGUGUGACUCACCUUUGGAGAAAACAUGUAAAAGCCGUCUAGUUCUGCAUAAAAAUCGAAUUCCUGUUUCAGCAAAAUUGGCUUCCUCAAGAUCAUUAAAGUUAAUGAAGAACUCUCCCAGUAAUGAAUGGAACACCGAAGCAGGCAAAGUAAAUGAAUUGGAUUCUGAUGAAUGCAGCCUGAGUAGCAGUACUCCAAGUAGCAGUUGCCAUACUACCGAUAGCAUCCUGGAAUCUAAAAAUUUGUCUCCCGUGAAACAUCUCCAGAACUGUGCAUCAGAUUUUUCAAACAGUCCUGUCAAAGAAUCUGACAUUUUAAGUGACGAUGAGGAAGACUACCAGCAGAUUCUAAAAAAAGCCAGUCCCACAAAAGACAUAGAAAUCCAGUUCCAGCGGCUGAAGAUUUCCGAGAAUCCUAGUGAUGAUACAGAGGAUAAGUAUUCUUCUGAGAGUGAGUAUGGAGAAGGGCGGAGGGUGGGUGAUCACCCUAAACUAGUCAGGGCGCACUUUUGCCCUAUUAAACGGAAAGUGAACAGCAGCACAAGACGCGACAAAGGAACAUUACUGGCAAUGCAAGAACGGCACCAGUCUCUUGACAGCCAUCCAGAUGCUGCAAGUUUUGACCUGAAUUCUAUUUUAGAAAGAGAAUUUAGUGUACAAAGUUUAACUUCAGUGGUUAAUGAGGACUGCUUUUAUGAAACAGUAGACAGGCAUGGAAAGUCUUAG
This is a messenger RNA of Zootoca vivipara (common lizard), 18853 nucleotides long. Lineage: Eukaryota; Metazoa; Chordata; Lepidosauria; Squamata; Lacertidae. The record is from RefSeq and is a predicted model, not a curated record.